This is a messenger RNA of Cornus florida, 2107 nucleotides long. RefSeq names its product F-box/LRR-repeat protein At4g14103-like. The transcript has 3 exons. Gene Ontology annotation, molecular function: protein binding. Bases 582 to 1958 code for a protein of 458 amino acids. The record is from RefSeq and is a predicted model, not a curated record. NCBI's taxonomy places the organism in Eukaryota, Viridiplantae, Streptophyta, Magnoliopsida, Cornales, Cornaceae.
UGUUUCUCUCACUUUCUUAAAUCUCCAUGCUAUUUAACUAAAAACCCUAACGAUUUUUUAAUUUUUAUGAGUGUGUUUGGUUGAGGUUUUUAUUUUAUUAUUAUUUUUAUGAAUUUUAUGUAUUUAUUGUUGGUGUUGAGUAUCCUCCCCUGUAUAUUGUUCAUGUGAAUUUGGAUUUUAGUAUUAGAUUCUAUUCCUUCAUGCAUCAAUGCCAAAAAAUGCUUGUGAGACAAUGUGUUAUUUAGUUAACAGGAAGAAUGGAGUCAAUCUAUUGCAAUAAAAAAUAAAUACAUAAUAUGUUACUCAAUUUAGUGUGCUUCAAUUUAGUGGCUAUUGGAAGGUAAAUCUUUUGAGUGCCUUUUCACUUAUCUGGUUUGAAUUUUGAUUCAAUUUCGAAAUUUAGCAAAACAACCCACCACAAUCAAUGUACCCAAUUUAUAGCUAAAUAGUCUUCCACAAUCAAAAUUCUAUAUAUAUAUUUACACACACAUAUAAUUCUACUACUUGUUCAUGUUUUCACUGCCAUCUUUUCAGUAUUUUAUUAUAUAGUAUUUGUUUCCUUCAUUAGGAACAUAAAAGAAAUGAUGCAUUCCGUUUAUAAAUGUGGGGGGCGUUUUAAGAAAGUGGAAGUGGAGGAAAAUGAAGACAUAAUUAGCAACUUACCAAGCUGUCUUAUGGACCAUAUCCUCUCUUUCCUUCCAACAAAGUAUGCGGUGGCAACUAGUGUUUUAUCAACAAAAUGGAAGUACCUUUGGACCUCAAUCACUAAUCUCGACUUCGAUGAUGAAUUGCUAGUCGAACCUAUAAAUCCUCAGGAGUGUACAGAGCAAAAACUUCGGUCAGUGGAAAUGAGCUUCAUAAAUUUUAUCGACCGAGUUCUCUUACACAAUAUAUCAUAUUUGCAUACAUUCCGCCUGAGAUGUACUCGGAGUUAUGAUGUUUCUCAUCUUAAUGUUUUGGUUACUACUGUACUAGCACGUAAACUGCAUGAACUUCAUCUUUUCUUUCAAAUGGAAUACUACAAUGGGCUGGCUCGCGAAGUUUUUACCUGUACAAAUCUUGAGGUACUUGAACUGGUUGGUCGAUUUGUUCUCAAUGUCCCUACUUUGGUGUGUUUGCAGAAUCUCAAAAUCCUCCUUAUUAACAAACUUGGAUUUUCGGAUGAUGAAUCAAUUCAUAGACUCUUGUCUGGCUGCCCUCUGCUUGAAGAGUUGUCGAUAAAACGUUGUGAUUUAAAAAAUAUCAGUGUUCUUUGCAUUUCUGCUCCUGCUCUCAAGAGUUUAGUUAUAAAUUGCUGGUCUAAGGGUGGCUACAAGCUUGUACUUAAUACACCAAAUCUUCAAGAUCUUGAAUAUUAUGACUAUGUAGCAAAAGGCUAUUUAAUGAAUAAAUUAAAUGGCCUUGUCAAUGCUGACAUUAGUUUGUUCCUAAGACACGAAGUUGUCCAUGAUAAUUCUGUGGAAGAACUUGUAGCAGAAUUUGUUGAAGGAAUAUCUGAAGUUCAGAGGCUUCGUUUAUCUUAUUAUGAUUCAACGAAGUUGUGCAGGUCUCCGCUGCCAAUUUUUGUCCAUUUGACUUGUUUGGAUAUUAGUUGCAAAAAUUAUCUGAAUGUUUUUUGGAAAUCGCUACUGGAUUUUCUUGAAAGCUCGCCACAACUGGAAAAGCUUAUUUUUGCGGGGCUACUUUCACAAGAGGAAGUCGAGGAAAACCAGACAACUUAUAGUUGGUAUCCACCCGAGUACGUGCCUUCUUGUUUGUUGUUUCACCUUAAGGACAUUUACAUUCGGUGGUUUAAAGGGGAAAUUGAUGAGCUGAAAAUGGUAGAGUAUUUCUUGAAGAAUUCAAAAGUUCUCGAGAAACUGAUGAUUAAGUCCUUCAUUGAUAGAAAGUCAGCUGAGAUUUGCACGCUACAGACUUUACCCAGGGGUUCUGAGAAAUGUCGAGUUGUGGUUUUUUGAUAUUUUCUUUUGAGCUCUAUGUUCAAUAGUUGGGGAUAAUAAGUGUGAUUAAGAUAUUGUCUCUUCUUGUUUGCCUUUUGGUUUCUGCCUUCAAUGUCUCCCCAUGUUAUGCAAAUACUACUACUUUUUAUUUUAUUUUAUUUUCAUGA